Messenger RNA from Drosophila rhopaloa, 3484 nucleotides. It is a transcript of the gene vnd, whose product is annotated as homeobox protein vnd. Gene Ontology annotation, biological process: regulation of transcription by RNA polymerase II; cell differentiation. The record is from RefSeq and is a predicted model, not a curated record. The coding region runs from base 655 to 2436 and encodes 593 amino acids. Gene Ontology annotation, molecular function: RNA polymerase II cis-regulatory region sequence-specific DNA binding; DNA-binding transcription factor activity, RNA polymerase II-specific. NCBI's taxonomy places the organism in Eukaryota, Metazoa, Arthropoda, Insecta, Diptera, Drosophilidae. Gene Ontology annotation, cellular component: nucleus. The transcript has 3 exons.
UUCCCGGUUUGUUCCAUUGGCAGUACGCCAACGCCAGUUGGCACCUUUCGACGUGGAGUCGCUAAAGCCACUCGAUCGCAGCGAUAUCGCCUCUGUUAGAGCGAGAGAUCCGGAGUGUUGCCAAUGGAGCAAGCGAGAUAGGGACAACAAACGGACGCUCUCUUUUCGCGGACAGAUUGUUUUUGUUAGCCGACGACGUUUUUAUGGCUUAUUGAAAUCGACCAGCGGCAGUCAAAAAGCGCGCGCUACGCCUGCCACAACCUCGCCAAUUCGAUCCGGCUUCUAUAUCUCUGCUAUAUAUCGGAAAAUGUAGCUCUCGAUCGAGUGCAGUUGACUAGUAAUAUCCCAAUAAAUCACGCCUCCGACGCCUAAUUGCCGUACACCAGUGUACACACCAAUUAAAAAGUGAUCGCGCAUUAAAAACCCAUUCGAGUGCAAAUAAUUCGUCGACAAAUAGUUCAUUAAAUAAUUCAUUAAAUGUGAAACCCCCCCGCAAGUCAACUAACCUAAACAACCACCACCCCCGCCCAAUUUCUAGUAAACACUUUUUUUUUGCUGUUCAGUUUCUGUUACUGUAACACUGUUACAUUUUCGGUUGCCAUUUUCCUCGAUUUUCCCAACGGUUCAGAUUUUCCGCACGCGAGAGCCUUAAUUAUGAGCAAUUAUAAUCCGAAUUGCGGUUACUUCGAGGAUUGCAGCUACUACACGAACAACGUGUACCAACAGGAUUAUUGCAUGCAGCCGGAUUACGAGUACAACAAGCAUGUCUACGACUUGUUUGAUGCGAAGGUGCCAUCGUCGCAGCGCUCCGGCUUCCACAUAUCGGACAUCCUGAAUCUGGAGGGAUCCGAGCUGAAGAACGCCGCUGCCGCCGCCGCCGCAGCUGCGCAGCAUGGCAGUGAUCUGAGCCACCACUCGACCAGUGAGUCCACCAAUGGACAUGGCGGUCAGGGACCACAUGCCACGCCCUCGGCCCUCUCGCCCACGCCCGCCGGCGGUUCGGUGGACGAGCACCACAACGGCAGUGGGUCGGGAGCGGGAACGGGUUCGGGUUCGGGAGCGGAUCACCACAGCACCACCGAACACCAUGCAUCCCAGCAUCCGGCACAGCCGAGUCAUCCACAGCAACAGCAGCACCCACAUCACCCGCACCACCAGCAGCAGCAGCAGCACCACCACCUCCACCAGCAGAACCCGCACCACCAGCAGGCGGUGGCCCCACUCCCACUGGCGCACCACCAAAGUGGCGAUGCCCAGAGCCACGCCCACGCCAACGCCGCCGCCGCCCACCUGCUGGCCAGCCACAAUGCUGCGGCCGCUGCAGCGGUGGCCGCCGGCCAAUACCUGCCCAAUCUGCCCAAGAACUUCCCGGGGAGCUUCGGGGACGAGAUGUCCUCGUACCACCACAUGGCCCAGACCAUGCUCCAGCACACGGGCAGGAGUGCGUGGAUCAAGGAGAACGAGCUAUAUGGAACCCAGCAGCCAGCCAGUCCGGAUAGCACUUCCCCGGUGACCUCGGAGGUAUCGUACACCUACAUCGGUUCCAAUUGCCAGACAUCGCCGGCACUUUCCGGCGAUUACAAGAGCUACAGCCGAUCGGCGGAUAGCGAUGCUCUGUCCGUGGGCGAUGCCCUUCACACCCUCCAUGGAUCCUCGGCUCCUGGCGGUGGCGGUGGUCCCUCGGCGGCCCAUGCCCUGCACAACAACAACAACAAUACGACGAACAACAAUAACAACAACAAUAGCCUGAAACAUGACGGCCUCAAUGGUGGAAGCAGUGGCCACGACGACAGCCUCAACGAGGACGGCAUCGAGGAGGACAUCGACGAUGUGGACGAUGCCGAUGGCAGUGGCGGUGGCGGUGGACACGGACCCGACGGUCUGCCCAACAAGAAGCGGAAGCGACGUGUCCUCUUCACCAAGGCACAGACCUACGAACUGGAGCGACGCUUCCGACAGCAGCGGUACUUGAGUGCCCCGGAGCGGGAGCACCUGGCCAGCCUCAUCCGGCUGACACCGACGCAGGUGAAGAUCUGGUUCCAGAACCAUCGCUACAAGACGAAGCGUGCGCAGAACGAGAAGGGCUACGAGGGUCAUCCGGGAUUGCUGCAUGGCCAUGCCACCCAUCCGCAUCAUCCGAGUGCACUGCCCUCGCCACGUCGUGUGGCCGUUCCGGUGCUGGUGAGGAAUGGGAAACCCUGCCUGGGCGAUGGCUCCAAAUUGGGGGCCGAUUGUGUGUCCGUCUCGUCAGCCACUGCCACCGCCAUGCAGAAUGCCGCCGCCGCCCAUCAUUUGGUGGCAUUAAAUGGGGCAGCGGCCUAUCAGCAUGCCGCUGCCGCCGCCGCCGGACUUCAUGCCCACGCCCAUGCCCACGCCCAUGCCCAUGCCCACGCCCAUCCGCACGCCCACGCCCAGCGGGCGGCCUGGUGGCCCUAAUAUUGCUAGGAUCUGAUCUUCGCGGGCCUGGAGCCACUCGAAUAGAUAGUGGAUAGAUGACCCCUUGGUGCAAUAAAUCAGAGGCCAGGCCCCCCCCCCAAGAUCCCCGAAGAAGCCAAAUAAAAUAUAUAAAAAAAGAAAAAACUAAUAACAAUGAUACAUAAUUAAAUCACAAAUAGUUUGUAGUCUCACACACCGAUUCCACCUUGAGUCAUUCCUGUACAUAAUUUAGACGGCAAGAGCCCCAAAAAUGAUAUACAUUAAACUAGCCCCAAGACCUGAGCUCAAGAGCUAACAGGCCCACUUAGUCAGGGGUUACCUCUAUAUAUACAUAAUGUCCAUUCCUGAAUACAACACAAAUGCCAUUGGCAAAAGAGACUAGGAUAAUUUAACUUCCGGCUUGUGAUGGCCAAUUCCUUUCUGAUUAUGUUAUUUCGAAGUAUCCAAUUUAAUGUCUAAUUGUAUUAGUCUCUAUUGUCAGUGGCAUUUAGGUCCCAUGAAAUCCCACAUUUUUACUGCACUAAAGUUGAUAAUACUUAUAAAAUCUAGAACUAGAGAACAUUUUUUUUAUUUUUUUUCUACAACUAAGUCAAAACCCAAAGGAAAAUUUUGUAAAUAUUUAAAAAAAAAAAAAAAGAACAAUAUGAAACUAAGAUAAUCCAAAAAGAAAAACUUAUAAAUGGCAAUGCAACUAAAUCUGUACUAUAUAUAUAUAUAUAUUAUAUAUUAAAAUCAAGCGUAAUUAGUUUUCAAAUUUUUUAGACAGAAUUUAAUGACCAUUUUUUUUUGUAUGAAUACAUAUAUAAUAUAGACACUUAGUCCUAACCGAUAUUUUUUUUCGUGUGUGUGCGUGUAUAGCGAGUAAAAGAAAACUCUUUGAAUUUAUAGCAAGUAAUGAGUUCAUAAAUGUUAACAAAAGACAAGGACAGAACGCUGACAGAGACAGAGACGGCAAAUGUAUUCAAGACAGAAAGCAAAGCGAAACAACACUACAAACUGCAAAAUACAUUUUAGAGAUUUAAUAAAAACCAUUUACAAAAAUUAAAAA